Molecule: messenger RNA, 1822 nt
Organism: Suillus bovinus
Lineage: Eukaryota; Fungi; Basidiomycota; Agaricomycetes; Boletales; Suillaceae
Exons: 3
Coding region: 88-1635 (515 amino acids)
Molecular function (GO): protein binding
Source: RefSeq, a predicted model, not a curated record
CAGCUACUUGUAACUUUCACUUCUCGUCCGACAGUCUUGUAGUUGUGGUAGUCCAAAGUGCACCCUGCAGAAAUUCCACCUGCAGACAUGGGCACUCGUGGAUGCUAUAUUUACCGUUAUCGAAAUAUGUAUUUCUGCUACUAUCGUCAUUAUGACUCUUUUCCGGAGGGUCUUGGCGUGAAGGUGCUUCAAUGGAUGCGGUUGCCAAAUGCCAUCACAACCAAGCAACAGGAGUUAAAAGAGAUGCUGGACGAGUUUGACGGCCAAUCUUUUCCCCUAGAACUUGAUGAUGGUCUCACUAUUUUUGAUCGGCGCGUAGACAUUAGCUGUGACGUUGAUGCAGAGUGGGCCUAUGGGAUCGACCUUGAUCACAAUAUCUUCGACGUAAACGGAAUACCAUUUUACUCCUUGGAAUGCCUUCCAGAACCAGGAGCUCUUCCUCAAGACAUUUCCGAAGACCACUACCACAACCUAGCUUGUUCACCAGAGUGUCCCCCUGAGGAGAGGUACAAGAGGCCAGCGGCGCCAGUUAUAGACGACUCUGACUUAGAGACAUAUCGAUCUUUGGCUUGCACGGGCCCUGGCGCGGCUUUGAGCGACCUGCUCGGCAUCAGCGACAUCUUAUCUACAAAUGAGCAGGUUCGGGUCUCAUUGUUGGAGAUGAUCAUUGGGCGCUGCAUGCCCCGCCUUCAACUUGGUCAAUUAAUUCACGAAUUCGACACCAUAUCCAAUCACAACCAACUCACAGAUGAUGGAUGGUUUACCGCAUACUCCGUUAUCAGCUUUGCGUUUGCUCCUCAGAUAUUCGAUGCGCCAUCCGUGUUGGUUCAGCCUCCCGAGCCGGAUAGAAAGGAAUGUGUAUGGGUUCGCGAAGACACCGUGGUUUGCUUCGCAAUGCAUUUAGACAACGAGAGAUGCCUGCAGGCCUCUGUGUCACGCUUGAUCGAAUCAAUUUUAGAGCAGCGGGAUGCUCCAGGCGAUUACUUUGGAGUUGCAUUCUCUGUUUCCCACUGUGCAAUCGUCAAAGUGAUAAAGGACAUACACACGACGUUUAGUCAUACCACUGCCCUCCAAUUUUUGCCAUCAUUCUUCGCAGUGUCUCCUUCUACGCCAGGAAUCACCGCUCUUGCUCGCCUUGGUUAUCGUAUUGACCCUGCACUCUAUGUGAGUGUUAUGAAGGUCUGGCAUGGGCAUGAGGGAAUAGAUGUAUGGCGCAAAAAGUCCUUUGCUCAGGGGAUUAGCAGUGCACCACCCAGCAUUACCUCUACAACACUGCCCUCGGAACUUUGGCAAGAGAUCGCUUUGUAUCUUGAUCUACAAGACGUCCUCACACUGGGAUUGGUUUCAAAGCUAUGCCGUGAAGUGGCCUCGAUAGUACUCCGCUAUCCCCAUGUCCUUGGUCAUCGCUUGGUCGGAGUUUCCAAAGAGCUUCCAGAGUAUCCGCUGCAAGCUGCUUCUUUCUAUGCUACGCGAACUGGCAUUCCUGCCACUGUGUUUGUCGGGCAGGAUACAUGGGGAACUCAAAGCAGGGUUGCGUGUUUUCACACCUGGCUUCGUGUUCCUGUUGCAGGCACACUCCAGCCUGACGAUGAAGGGAAAAAGAAAAAAUGCGCUCCAAGAGGGUGUUAUCGUUAGCACCACAUAGGAUCCCCACUGUGUUGCAUAUCCCGUACAUGUGGGUCUCUCACAUGUAACACACAGUUUCAAUAAUUUCUCGGCAAGCAUUGCCCUGUACGGUACUGCUAGUUGGUACAUGUACACGCUCGAAGACGAUCGAAUUCAUGCCAGUUUCUGCAUCGGAUCCAGUCACGGGUUUAGCGUG